UGCCGAGUGCCGCUGACGAGUGCCGCUGACCUGGCUUUCUCUGCAGCAGCCUCCUGCAGCAAGCACCUCGGCCUCCUCGCUCGCUGGGACCCUGCGUCCCUUUCCUAAGUCGGCAACAUGAGCGGCAGCAACUUGGAUGGGAACGACGAGUUCGAUGAGCAGUUGCGAAUGCAGGAAUUGUACGGCGACGCCAAGGACGCUGACACCGCGAAAGAACCCGCUGGGGAAGCCGAUUCUUUCGGGCAGCAGCCGGCUGACACCCCGUACGAGUGGGACCUGGACAAGAAGGCUUGGUUCCCCAAGAUCACUGAAGAUUUCAUUGCUACGUAUCAGGCCAACUAUGGCUUUUCUAACGAUGGGGCGUCCAGCUCGACCACAAGUGCACAAGAAGAGGCCAGUGCCAAGCCGGCAGAGGAACCUCAAAGAAAAACCCCUGAACCCAGUGAUCCCAAAAAGAGAGGAGAAAAGAGAAAGGCUGAAUCAGGAUGGUUUCACGUUGAGGAAGACAGAAACACAAACGUUUAUGUGUCUGGUUUGCCUCCGGACAUUACAGUGGAUGAAUUUAUACAGCUCAUGUCCAAGUUCGGCAUUAUCAUGAGAGAUCCUCAGACAGAAGAAUUUAAGGUCAAGCUUUACAAAGAUAACCAAGGAAAUCUUAAAGGGGAUGGUCUUUGCUGUUACUUGAAGAGGGAAUCCGUGGAUCUCGCGUUAAAACUUUUGGAUGAAGACGAAAUCCGAGGCUACAAGUUACAUGUUGAAGUGGCAAAGUUUCAGCUGAAGGGGGAAUAUGAUGCCUCCAAGAAGAAGAAGAAGUGCAAAGACUACAAGAAAAAGCUGUCUCUGCAGCAAAAGCAGCUGGACUGGAGACCCGAGAGAAGAGCCGGCCCGUCCCGGAUGCGCCAUGAACGGGUUGUGAUCAUCAAGAACAUGUUUCAUCCCAUGGAUUUUGAGGAUGAUCCGCUGGUGUUGAAUGAGAUCAGAGAAGACCUUCGAGUAGAGUGUUCAAAGUUUGGGCAGAUUAGGAAGCUCCUUCUCUUUGAUAGACACCCAGAUGGUGUGGCCUCUGUGUCCUUUCGAGAUCCAGAGGAGGCUGAUCAUUGUAUUCAGACUCUUGAUGGGAGAUGGUUUGGUGGCCGUCAAAUCACUGCCCAAGCUUGGGAUGGGACUACCGAUUACCAGGUGGAAGAGACCACAAGAGAAAGAGAGGAAAGGCUAAGGGGAUGGGAGGCUUUCCUCAAUGCUCCUGAGGCCAGCAGAGGCCUUCAGCGUUCAAAUUCCAUCUGUGCUUCGGAAAGGGCGGGGCCUUCUAGAGUAAGGCAUUUUUCGGAGCACCCUAGCACCUCGAAGAUGAGCACGCAAGAGGCCACCACUGAAAUGGCAUUCGAAGGGCCUGUAGAUGAAAAGAAGUUUGAAAAAACCGAAGAUGGGGGAGAAUUUGAAGGAGAUGCUUCUGAGAAAGGUGCCAAAGAAUGUGGCCCCGAAAAAGAGGCCGAAGGCUACCCCCAGAAAGAAUCCGAAGAAAGCUGCCUCAAAACCGGGUCUGAAGAAGGCUGCCCCAAGAGAGAGCGUGAAGAAGACUACCCCGAAAGAGAGUCUGGAGAAGGCAGUGCCGAAAAGGAGUUUGAAGAGGGUAGUCCUGAAACAGAGUCUAAAGAGAACAGCCCUGAACGGGAACCCAAAAAGAAGAGGCUCAAAAAUGAUCACGAAGAGAAUGCCCUGGAGAAGGAGUCCGAUCAGGAUAGCUCCAGCAAGGAGUGUGAAGAGGAGGAGAACCUCCAAAAGGAGUCUGAAGAAGAGGACUCAGAAAGGGAGUCUGAAGAAGAGUACUCUGAAAAGCAAUUCGAAGCUGGCUCCGAAAGAGAAUUUGAAGAGAACGGCGUUGAGAAGGAUUUCGAAGAGGAUGACAGCUCUGACAAGGAAUUUGGUGAAAACAUCCUUGAUAGGGAGUUUGAAGAUAAUGACUCUGACAAAUCGGAAUUUGGAGACAGCAGCUCCGAAAGAGUGUUUGAUGAGGAAGUCUCUGAGAGAGAGUUUGACGAAGAGUCUGAUGAGAAGGAAGAAGGGGAAGACACCUACGAGAAGGUCUUUGACGACGAGUCCGACGAAAAAGAGGACGAGGAAUAUGCUGACGAAAGGGGCUUCGAUGAUGCCGACGAGAAGAUGUUUGACGAUUCAGAUGACAAAGAAGAUGAGGAGGCUGUCGAGAUAAAGGAAGAUGAAGACGUGGAUGAAAAGAUGUUCGAAGGGGAGGAUUCCAACGGAAAGCCGUAUGAUGAUGAAGAUUCCAGCGAGAAGCUGUAUGAUGAUUCCGAUGAGAAAGGGAUGGUGAGGGGCGUGGGGAACGCAAAGGAAGAAGGGCCCUUGUCCACAGCCAGCAGCUAUGUCCUCAGUAGCGAUGACGAAGAUGACGAUGAUGAGGAGGACAACGACGUCGACGAUGAUGAUGACGACGCCGAUGACGACAUUUAAUCCCUUACACUUGCUUUGUAGGGAGCUUCCUCUGGCUCUGUUCUGCCCGUGCUCCAGGGCAAUUGCUAGUAGUGUUACAUGCACACAUGCCUCGUGGUAGGAUGCCAUCAGAGUAAUGCAGUGACGUUUUCAUUGUACCUGUACUUAAUGAAUUUAAAUCUGUGUUCAUUGGCUGUUCAGUUAAAACUUCGUAAUAUAAUGCAAGUAAGCUGGGUACUUUGUCCUUCGUCCGAUUUGUUAAUUGCAUGCAGAAUAAUAUUUUUUAAAGUAUUCUGAUUGAAGUUUGUGAUACUCAAAAAUAAAAAUAAGUUGUUAAUAUGCUGAAACUGAUAAGUGGACUUGGCGUUACAUUGCAUUUGAAAUUCUUGCAAUUGCUUAAUUCUUACUAAAGUGUGGUUUUUGUGAGGACUUGACAAAGCCCGUAGGAGUUGUCUUGCUUCCAGCUUACGUUAGAACUUAUGUCCCCACUUGUCCUCCCUAAACCAGAACGUGUUACUAAACUUACAAAGCAGAUUAACAGUCUGGAGUGUCCCCCCCGCCCCAGUCCUUGCAAGUUACUUUGAUAACUGUUUUCCUUUUCCACCCUGUUUCCCCGGAAAUUGACUCUUAGAUGUGCAAAAGUGAACUUACUGAGGCCCACAGCUUCUGUUAAUUGGAAAUAUGGAGGGGGUUGGAAUUCUGUGUACCGUUGGGGCCCCUUGAGAAGCUGAUUACAGUUAUGGGACCUUUCCCCAGAAAAAUGUAUGCACACACUACACAGCUCUUUUGUACGCACUUUUCAGAGGUUUAUGGAUCCCCUGGAGUUUAACAUUGACUUUUGUCACACAUACUUCAGCCUUUUGUUCUACGUCAUGGUGCCUAGUACUGUGUUCAGUUGUGGAGUCCCAAUAAAAAUUGGAGUCUUUUCUUCAUUGUGCUAUCCAGAUUCAGUAUUGGUGAAUUUACUUCUGAUGUAGUAGUAAGAAGUUAUUCUCGUGAAUUAGAAGCAUUAAAAUAAACUGCCUUGGUGCGUUUUCAUUA
Suricata suricatta (meerkat) is the source of this 3489-nucleotide messenger RNA. RefSeq names its product HIV-1 Tat specific factor 1 (gene HTATSF1). The record is from RefSeq and is a predicted model, not a curated record. NCBI's taxonomy places the organism in Eukaryota, Metazoa, Chordata, Mammalia, Carnivora, Herpestidae. Gene Ontology annotation, molecular function: RNA binding. The coding region runs from base 118 to 2469 and encodes 783 amino acids. Gene Ontology annotation, biological process: mRNA splicing, via spliceosome. Gene Ontology annotation, cellular component: U2-type spliceosomal complex; U2 snRNP. The transcript has 9 exons.